UGCGACAUGUUCACAACUCAUGAUUACGAGACCAGCAACUAUGUUCAAGGCGUUCAUCCAGGGUGAGAGCAUGGCAGGGUAAGGUAAUAUCCGCUCUACGCCCAGAGCCCGUUUAUAGUGGAGCUCCUGUCAUACCUCUAUGGGAAGUCGUAAUACGGUGCAAACUUUAUUUUGCAGCUGCGUGACCAGCAAAGGAGUAAAGAUGAAGAGCUGAAAGCUCAGAAGGAUAAACUUUCCGAAAUGCAACAGCGAAUCAACAGGUGUCGCACCCGUCGUCUGGAAAUACUAAAUGAGGUGCGGCAAAUAACAAAUGAAAUGUUCGAUAGAUUGAAAAGGGGUUUGCCGACGCCCAAUGAAUUGAAAGCAACGUUUCAACGAUUAGCUGAUCUGCUGGAGGAGCUCAAAAGUCUGGACGACUGAAACCAAGUGCUUGGGAGCACACGUCGGCACAAGAGACCGUCCGAGGCCUUCAUGCUCCAAUCCGUUUUACCGAUUGGGUCGAGCUCCUCAUUUCGCAUUUCAUAUAUGUUUCACGAUCACCUGUGACCACCAUUUGGGUAUAUCUGUAUUUGCCAGCCGGCCACUGAAACCAUACAUUUUCAACGAUCUCUUGCAAGAUGUGUGCACUGACGUCUUUGUUUAGCGACCUUGGCUGUAAAACUUAUUCGAAUAAAGCCAACUGAUCG
Opisthorchis viverrini is the source of this 686-nucleotide messenger RNA. RefSeq lists its product as hypothetical. The transcript has 5 exons. NCBI's taxonomy places the organism in Eukaryota, Metazoa, Platyhelminthes, Trematoda, Opisthorchiida, Opisthorchiidae. The record is from RefSeq and is a predicted model, not a curated record. Bases 241 to 420 code for a protein of 59 amino acids.